This is a messenger RNA of Staurois parvus, 379 nucleotides long. Lineage: Eukaryota; Metazoa; Chordata; Amphibia; Anura; Ranidae. The record is from the annotation of a GenBank genome assembly.
UUAGAGGAGAGAAGCAAGAAAAAAAUAUUCUGAACCAAUGGACUGCAGACACAGUACAGGAGAUGACCAGAGACUGCGGACACAGUACAGGAGAUGACCAGAGACUGCGGACACAGUACAGGAGAUGACCAGAGACUGCGGACACGGUACAGGAGAUGACCAGAGACUGCGAACAGUACAGGAGAUGACCAGAGACUGCGGACACAGUACAGGAGACGACCAGAGACUGCGGACACAGUACAGGAGACGACCAGAGACUGCGGACACAGUACAGGAGACGACCAGAGACUGCGGACACAGUACAGGAGACGACCAGAGACUGCGGACACAGUACAGGAGACGACCAGAGACUGCGGACACAGUACAGGAGACGACCAGA